AUGGAUGCAAUCAAGCUGCGAUUGUUCCCAUUUUCGUUGAGGGAUCAAGCUCUGAGUUGGCUCAAUUCCUUCGGGCCAAAUCAUUUCAACACAUGGGACCAACUGUACAAAUCUUUCAUGCAAGAAUACUAUCCACCCUCCAAGGCUGCAAAAUUGAAGAAGCAAAUCCAGAAUUUCCAGCAAUUCGGAAGUGAAAAUCUGUACGAGGCAUGGAAGAGGUUCAAGGAUCUCAGGAGGCAGUGUCCUAGGAAUCUCCUAUCUCCUGGGGAUUUCAUUUCAUCUUUUUAUGAAGGAUUGCUGGACAACUACAAGACAGUGUUGGAUACUUCUUCUAUGGGGGGAGUGUUUCUUGAUAUGACGCCCGAUCAUGGAGAGCAGCUGAUAGAAAGAAUCACAGCCAACACUGCGUAUUGGUACAAUGAAAGAGUCGAGCAACUAAGGAAAGAGAAAGCAGUAGGUAUGUUUGAAGUGGAUGAGAAGGUUGCCAUGCAAGCCCAACUGGAUUCGAUCCAACACAUGUUGAAAGAAAUGGUGUUGAAUAAGAAGGUGAAUGCUCAGUCAGUCAUUUCCUCAUCCCAGAUGCCACCCACACCACAAGCCUACUCGAUGGUACAACCAACAACUCCAAGCCCACCACCAUCUUCAACUAUGGCUAUGGUGCUCAGUUGCGCUAUUUGUGGCGGUGCUCAUGCUUCUCAAAGUUGUCAACUUUUUGAACCUGGCAGCCACAACUCUUAUUCAACUGUAGAGCAAGUUGACAUGAUUGGAUACCAAAAACCUCAAGGCCAAGCGCAAUGGAGGAAUCAAGUCAAUCCUUCUUGGAGCAAUCAAGGUUUUCAAGGGAGAAAUCCACCUCCUGGUUUUCAAGGCAACCAAGGCUUUAGAGGUGGAUAUCAAGGCAACCAGCAAUGGAGAGGAAAUCAAGGACAUGGUACGAGCCAAGCAAAUACUCAAAAUCAGCAAGGGUUUUCACAAUCAUCUCAAGAUCCGGAUAUGAAAACCUUCAUGAACAUGAUUAUGACACAAAUGAGUAAAUUGCAAACCGAAGUUGAAGGUCUUCGAGCUCAACAACAAGGAGGAGGUGCCCAAGCUUCUACCCAACCUUCAUUUAAUGGUAAACUUCCAGCAAGCACUGAAAAUCCUAGGAAUCAAGUCAAUGCUGUUGUAACUAGAAGCGGGAAGUCUUUGACUGAUCCACCCUUUCCAGAUGAUAACAUUGCUCUUGAAAAUGAAGGGAAAGAAAAAGAACUUCUACCACAAAAAGGAGAUCCCGAAGGACAAGUGCAGACAAAGGAGGAUCCUAGCCAAGGUUAA
Messenger RNA from Ipomoea triloba (trilobed morning glory), 1314 nucleotides. RefSeq lists its product as uncharacterized. The transcript has a single exon. The coding region runs from base 1 to 1314 and encodes 437 amino acids. Lineage: Eukaryota; Viridiplantae; Streptophyta; Magnoliopsida; Solanales; Convolvulaceae. The record is from RefSeq and is a predicted model, not a curated record.